Molecule: messenger RNA, 3743 nt
Organism: Seriola dumerili (greater amberjack)
Lineage: Eukaryota; Metazoa; Chordata; Actinopteri; Carangiformes; Carangidae
Gene: akap17a
Product: A-kinase anchoring protein 17A
Exons: 8
Coding region: 116-1969 (617 amino acids)
Molecular function (GO): nucleic acid binding
Source: RefSeq, a predicted model, not a curated record
GUUUUUCAAUUAUUUUCCGGCACUGUUUUGCUCUCUGUAAAUCAAUAAAAUAGGUGUGUUGAUUUUUAUGUUGCAGGAGGCUAACUUCUGUUAGCUUCCUCAUCAAUCUGCAACAAUGACCACCAUCGUCCAUGAUACUACAGAGGCAGUGUGCCUCUCCACUGAGUACAACCUGUACCUCAAGCCCAUUGCCAAAAUGACCGUCAGCGUGGCUUUGCCCCAGCUCAAGCUCCCAGGCAAGAGCAUCUCGAACUGGGAGGUAAUGGAGAGGGUAAAGGCCAUGGUAGCUCCAGAGCAGUUUUCAGCGCUGAGAAUCUCCAAGAGCACCAUGGACUUCAUCCGCUUUGAGGGAGAGGUGGAAAACAAGACGGUGGUCAAGAGCCUGCUGAGCCGUCUGGAUGGGAAGAGCAUCAAACUCAGUGGAUUUACUGAUGUACUGAAGGUCCGCGCAGUAGAGAAUAAGGUCGACUUCCCUACACGUCAUGACUGGGACUCAUUUUUCCGCGACGCCAAGGACAUGAAUGAGACACUGCCAGGAGAGAGACCUGACACUAUCCAUCUGGAGGGACUUCCUUGCCGAUGGUUCAGCCAGAAGGACAGCCAGUACCCGGACCGGCCCUCUGAAGAGGUCCUCAUUGCUGUUUUCCAGGCCUUUGGCAAGGUGCGAAAUGUUGACAUCCCCAUGUUGGACCCAUACAGAGAGGAAAUGCUGGACAAGAACUUCAGUACAUUCAGCUUUGGAGGCCAUCUGAACUUUGAGGCUUAUGUCCAGUACCAGGAAUAUUGUGGCUUCACCAAGGCCAUGGACACUAUGCGCGGCAUGAAGCUGAUGCUCAAAGGAGACGAUGGAAAGGCAGUGGCUUGCAACAUCAAGGUGACUUUUGACACGAGCAAGCACCUGAGUGAGUCAGCUCUGAAGAGGAGGAGCCUGGACAGGAUGAAGUUGCAGGAGCUGGAGAGGCAGAGAGAGGAGCAGAAACGACGGGAGAAGGAAGAGGAAGAGCGUCGUAAGGAGGAGGAGAGGAAGCAGAAGGAGCAGGAAGAGGAGGAGAAGGAGAGGAAGAAGGAGGAGAGGCUGCGGAAACGAGAGCAGAAGCUUCGGGAGAGAGAGCAAAGGAGGAACCUGAAGAGGGUGAGGCGACAGCAGGAGGAGGAGCAGAAGAAGCUGCAGAUGAAGAUUGCAAUGGAGGAGAGGAGGCUACUGCUGGCUCAGCGCAACCUGGAAUCUAUACGGCUCAUAGCUGAACUGCUGGCCAGGGCAAAGGUACAACAUGUACACGAAGAAGAAAUACACCUCCAUUUGGCCCUGAAGCAGCAACAACAGGAGAAAGAGAGGGCUCAACGCGAGGAACAGGAAAGGCAGGAGCAGGCACGACAGAAGGAGGAAUUAGCCCGGCUUCAGCAGCUGGAGGCGUGCCGACGCAAGCAGGAGGAGGAGCUCCGGAGGGUGGAGGUGGAGAAGGAGCGAGCGCUGGAGCUCCAGCGCCGAGAGAAAGAGCUAAGGGAAAGACUGCUUUGCAACCUGUUGAAGAAGAGCAACGGAAGAACAACAAAAUCUCCGGACACACAUAGCAGGGAGCGAGGGAGGGAGCAGGACCACUCCCACAGAGAGAGGAGUUCCCACAGCAGGGGGGGGGGGAGGCGCUCCCACAGCCACAGCAGGAGGAGAAGGAGCUCCAGCCGCCAUAGGAGGAGCUCCAGUCGUCACAAGAGGAGCUACAGUCACCAUGGCAGCAGGAGGCACAGCCAUAGCAGCAGAAGCACAAGCUCGAGUAGAGACAGGAGCAGGAGCAGCAGUGGGAAGAGCUACAGCAGGGGGAGGAGUAAUCGACAUAGUCACCGCAGAUACAGCAGAGGCAGCUCCAGGAGCAGCAAUAAAAGUAGAGACAGGAGGAGUCACAGCCAUAACAGUCGAAGAUACAGGAAACACAGCAACAGUAGAGACAGGAGCCAUUCCAGACGACGCUAAACUCAUCAGUAUAAUCAGUUUGUUAAUUCAUACGUUAAGAUAUUUUUGGUCCCUUAAUUGGCAUGGCACUGCAUAGUAAAAAAAGAAAUCUUAGCUAUUAAAAAAACAUAUAAAAGUCAAAUCAACUACAGAAUCAACUGAAACAACAGUUGCUAGUUGCUUUUACCUUUUUAUUGUUUUUGUUUUUUUUCACAUUUCAUAUUGUUGGAUCAAAGCUGCUGACAAUUCAGUGUGUUCAAAUAUUCAGCAUCUUUACACUUUGGCAUAAAAUGCCAAAUUUACCAUUUGGUUUCAUUAGAAUGUCAUUCUAUGUGUGAAAGAUACUGUAUCAUUCAUUAUUCAUUUGGAGGGAAGGACACUGAAACACAACUCUGAAAGUUAGAAUAACAAGAACAAACAUAAUUGGAUAUUACAAUUUGGUUCAGAUUUAGUGAUCACUGUAUACACUAAUCACUGAUAUUCAUUAUAUCGGCAGUUGAGAACACAGAUGAGCCUGUUGAUUACUUUUAUUUUCUCCAGUGUGUCAUUGUGCAUGAACAACAGUGAGCUAUAGAAAGUGGCAGGUGCUGAGAACAAAUUGCAUUAGUCAUUUUUGUUGUGGCACCAGCCUGUUCAUCCACAGCUGCAGCCUGACUUCAGACAGUAAAACACAGCAUCCUCUACUGACUUGUAAUCGAAUUAAAAUUUCAAUAACUUUUACAUCAAGCCUCCAACAAGCACCUGAACUCCCCCUCAUGGCUGCCAUAGUUGUAGAAGACUUUUAAGUGGACUAAUGGACUGUGAAGAAUGGCUGCUGCUCCGGUACAAAUGUGAAGUUUCCACAGACAAUAAGACUAUAAGUGUUUGGGCUGACUGGUAGACAUACUGGUCGUUGUCAUGUGUUAGCUGCCUGAAAUAUUUCUUGGAAUACUGCUUCAGUAUUGGCUGUGUUGCUGUUAAGCAGCUCAGAAAAAAACACAACAAUGGACAGCAUUUUUGAUGUUCACAUAGUUUCCGUUAAGAAAGGCUGAUUUUUUUUUUUUAAGUGUUGUUUUGAAUUUUGGAAUAUUUGGAGGAAUUGUUUUGUUGGAAAUGAAAGAGUGAGGAGUUGUGUGAAGGCUGUGUCCGAAAUCGCUCCCUGUUUACUCUAUAGUGGACUAAAUUUACUGUCUGCGAUUUUGUGUGAGUGUCUACAUGGUAAGUGUUUAAAUGUGUCCACUAUGUAGUGCCCAUUAUGUCAGAAGUAGGGAAUGAGGGAGAGAUUUCAGAGACAGCCUUAAUGCUUCAUAAUGAAGAUGCCAUCAUGACAUACUGGACCUGACUCAGCAAGCAGUGCACUCCCUCUUUCCUUAGUCAUAUGUGACUCUUGAAUACAGUGAUGGAUUUGAGACCACUUUAGUUUUUCAAGUUUGGAACAAAGUUUAAUUAUUGCUUUUGGGUUUUUGAAUCAAACCAGCACAGUACCAGGUACAAAUGGGAUGCGAGGAUGUAACUCCUGCUUUCAUGCUCACAUUGUGUACUGGAUACAUUUCUUUAACCUGGCUAGUUACAGUACAGACUGUUCUUGAUGCAGAAUUUAAGCUUGGGAGACAUCGGUCUCAGUUUUGUUGACACUUCUACUUUGACAUAGUUACUUGUCAUAGCAAAGCCCAUUUGUUCUGUAUACUGUAUGCUCAUCAACUACUAGAGCAUGCCUUGCACACAUGGUUAAAAUAAAAAUCCAAGCUGGGAACUUUUAGAAAGAAUUGUUUUAUUUCAGUUAAUGAAAAUGUACUUUGCAAUUUUGUCACUAUAA